Molecule: messenger RNA, 2705 nt
Organism: Ceratitis capitata (Mediterranean fruit fly)
Lineage: Eukaryota; Metazoa; Arthropoda; Insecta; Diptera; Tephritidae
Gene: heph
Product: polypyrimidine tract-binding protein 1
Exons: 15
Coding region: 630-2480 (616 amino acids)
Biological process (GO): mRNA processing; regulation of RNA splicing
Cellular component (GO): nucleus
Molecular function (GO): mRNA binding
Source: RefSeq, a predicted model, not a curated record
UUACACAGAAUUCGUCGGUGUGUCUGUAUAAAAUUUAUUUAAACAAACCGCAAAUAUAUACAUACAUACAUAAAUGUGAAUUUAGCAAUUGUGCAAACCAAACCAAACAAACAAAACCAGUGUCAUACAUUCAAUUGAAAGUAAAGUGUCCAAUAAAGAUUCAUGUUUUGAGUGUCUACAAUCUGGAUAUAUCCAAUUUAAAGUAAAAUCGCCAAACGAUAGCGCAUGGAAAAUUUUUUUGUUUCAAAUACAGAAUUAUUUGUUUGAAUCCAUCAUCAUUGGCAUCAAGGCGUGUCACGAUUUUUUUAAUACGAUCAUUGUGUGUGUUUAUGAAUUUGAUUUUUGCCACUCAAAUAUAGUCCAAAUUAAUUAAAGUGUUGCUCUUUUGUGUUGACAAAAUUUAAAGUGACGUAUCUUUUCGGAAAAAAGUAGACGAAAACUAUAUAAAAAAUAAAAUAAAAUUUGCAUAUCAGGAAAAAUACCUGUGGCGUAAAUUUUUGAAAAACAUUGUGCAAAGCGUAUGCCAGUUUGCAUCAUUGCACCCUUCAAAGCGAUUUGAUUAUAUUGCUCACCCAGCGAUUUGCUUCUUGGAUACCAUUAUUAUUGUGCAAACGUAAGUUUGUUACGAUAUGCACAAGCGUGUAAGUCUUUUUGUCGAGGAGAAAGAAAACGUAGCGACCAUGAUGUCCUGCCCCCUUCCCAUGCCAUUACCAAUAUUGACUUCAACACUACACAGCGAUUUCUCACCGGUUCACAUUGGUGUUAAGCGAGGAAGCGACGAACUUUUAAGUCAAGCUGCAGUUAUGGCGCCCGCUUCUGACAAUAAUAAUCAGGAUUUAGCCACAAAGAAAGCCAAAUUGGAGCCAAGCACUGUUCUUGGCGGUGUUGGCAAACCGUCAAAAGUCAUCCACUUGCGCAACAUUCCAAUCGAGUCCAGCGAAUCAGAUGUCAUCUCAUUAGGUGUUCCAUUUGGUCGUGUUACAAACGUGCUCGUCUUGAAGGGUAAAAAUCAAGCUUUUCUCGAAAUGGCCGAUGAAAUAUCAGCGACAUCGAUGGUCUCAUGUUACACUGUUACACCGCCACAUAUGCGCGGCCGCAUGGUUUACGUACAAUACUCCAAUCAUCGUGAAUUGAAAACCGAUCAGAGUCACAAUAAUACUGCUGUCGCGUCCAGCGAUUACCGCAUUCAAUCACCAGCCUCUGGCUCACCGCUACCGCUGUGCAACACCGCCACCACGACCAAUGCCGAUGGCACAAUUGCUGUACUACAGAACAAUGCGAAUGCCAUCAAUACAAACUCCACAGCUGGCGGACCCAACACGGUGCUCCGUGUCAUUGUCGAAUCGCUGCUAUAUCCAGUGUCAUUGGAUAUUUUACAUCAAAUCUUUCAACGUUUCGGCAAAGUGCUGAAAAUUGUAACAUUUACAAAAAAUAAUUCAUUCCAGGCACUCAUCCAGUAUCCGGAUGCCCAUUCAGCUCAGCAUGCCAAAACCAUAUUAGAUGGCCAGAAUAUCUAUAACGGUUGCUGCACUCUGCGCAUCGACAACAGCAAAUUGACUGCUUUGAAUGUUAAAUACAACAAUGACAAAUCGCGCGACUUCACAAAUCCAUCAUUGCCACCGGGUGAGCCGGGUGCUGAUAUAAUGCCCACCGCUGGUGGUUUGGUAAAUGCAAAUGACUUGCUUCUGAUCGCGGCCCGUCAGCGGCCAUCCUUAACAGGUGAUAAAAUAGUUAAUGGACUUGGCGCACCCGGUGUAUUGCCGCCAUUUGCAUUGGGCAUUGGCACACCACUGGCCGGUGGCUACAAUAGUGGCAUACCGAAUUUAGGCGCCUUCGCGUUGGCCAACAGUGGUGCCCUACAAACGGCAACGCCCGCUUUGCGUGGAUUUUCCAAUGUGCUACUCGUGUCGAAUUUGAAUGAAGAGAUGGUCACGCCUGAUGCUCUAUUUACCCUCUUUGGUGUUUAUGGAGAUGUGCAACGUGUGAAAAUCUUAUACAACAAAAAGGAUUCAGCUCUCAUACAAAUGGCCGAACCACAACAAGCCUAUUUGGCUAUGAAUCACCUUGACAAAUUGCGCUUGUGGGGUAAGGCGAUACGUGUUAUGGCUAGUAAACAUCAAGCCGUGCAACUGCCGAAGGAAGGACAGCCGGACGCCGGACUCACACGCGACUACUCACAGAAUCCAUUGCAUCGAUUCAAAAAACCAGGCAGCAAGAAUUAUCAAAAUAUUUAUCCACCAUCGGCCACACUGCAUUUAAGUAACAUUCCAUCAUCGUGCACUGAGGAAGAUAUUAAGGAAGCAUUCACCUCUAACAACUUUGAAGUUAAAGCAUUCAAAUUUUUCCCUAAGGACCGCAAAAUGGCGCUGCUCCAGCUCUCAUCGGUGGAAGAAGCCGUUUUGGCGCUCAUCAAAAUGCACAAUCACCAGCUAUCCGAAUCGAAUCAUUUGCGUGUUAGUUUCUCCAAGUCGAACAUCUAAAUCAUUCAGCAUCCUUCUCUAACAAAUAUAACUACAACAAGCUGCUGCAAUACUGCAUAACAAAGUUGAACCGAACAGAUGAACUAUGGAAAUCAUCAAAAACAACACAACAAUAGAUACAAAUGUGAAGAAAGGAAAGAGCAUUCAGAAAAACCAAAUGAAUGCAGAAGCGCGUCAAAUACCACAAAAUGCAUAUGAUAUUUUUAAAAUUAAAAAGUUCAAAAA